Molecule: messenger RNA, 1267 nt
Organism: Drosophila willistoni
Lineage: Eukaryota; Metazoa; Arthropoda; Insecta; Diptera; Drosophilidae
Exons: 2
Coding region: 495-896 (133 amino acids)
Source: RefSeq, a predicted model, not a curated record
ACGGAUUGAAUUUUGUUCUUUGUGACUGACUGCCGUUUUCGCGGUGGAAAAGGGAUUGAGGGAAAACCCAGGCCGGGUCGGGACAGGCAAGGCAUAUAACGUAAACGUAACGAAUUGCUGGCAGUCGCGUCGGUUAAUAGCAGCAGCGCUGAGAACUUGGCCCGCAGUCAGUGACUACACUCGGCACGGGCACCAUCAUCAUCGUCUCUUUGUAUUGACUGAUAAAAAAAAAAAGAAACAAAAACCAAACCAAAAGUAACAAAAACGAAAAAAGAAAAGCUUUCAUAUAUUUGUGCUCUGCUAUCGCGCUCGGGGGCAAAAUGAACUGAAUUCGAACUGGGGAAUAGAUCGAUUGCUUUAUAACUUUCGGGCUUGUACUAAAUAUAAGUAAUACUGCAACACAUACAAACAAGGGGCAGCAAUAACUACACUAGACUUCCCCACCGCCCCCAAAGACCAACCACAUUAUCAUCGUCGUCGUCGGUAUUAUCACCAUGAGUAACACUAUGACAGCUGCCCACGAACCGAUUCACUACCUGGACAGCAUUCUGAAUGAAGAGGAGAGAGGUGCUUACAGCCAUCAGUGGCGCAAUUUCACCAUCUCCCGUUCCGGCCGUUUCCGAUCGAAGAACAAGAAGCGCGAUGCCGUCGACGGUAAACUCUUCGAUGCCGCCCACAAUUCGGGAGGAGUGUCUGCCAAAGAAAACAACGAAAAGAUCUCAUCGCGCAACACAGCCGUAACCGUAACCGCAACCGCAACCGCUAACAUGUUCAGAUCCUCCACCUCUGCACAGACACAGUCCCCAGUUUCGGGCACAUCUGCAGCAGGAAACACAACACGAAGUCAACGUGACAAAACAGAGACCUAUAAAAGUUUUUACGAAACGAAUUUAUAGAUAAUGAACGAAUUGACGGCUUAUUAUUCUUAUUAUAUUCACCAUACAUAUAUGUAUAUAUACUUAUAUAUAACAUUUAAUGACGCUUUAUUAAAUCAAAAGAAGGACAGAGAGGAAGGAAAUGCCUAGCUGGGGCUGCUCUGGCUGCUGGAUGAAGCUUUAGUAUUACAUAAAUAUAUAUUCAUUUCCGGAGAUUUGAUAUCAAUUUCUCCACAUAUGUUCUUAUAUCGCCUGUACAUUAAUAUCUCUUGCUUUGCUUAUAUUAGACAAGUAUUAAAACGUGAUACCUAUAUUUAAUUAUAUGUUAGAAUUACUUUAUGAAGGAUUAUUGUUUAAUCUUACCAAUAAAGCACAAGGUUCGAUUAAAACUA